This is a messenger RNA of Acanthosepion pharaonis, 834 nucleotides long. The record is from the annotation of a GenBank genome assembly. Lineage: Eukaryota; Metazoa; Mollusca; Cephalopoda; Sepiida; Sepiidae.
AUGUUUAUUUUCUUCAUUCUUCGACAUCAUAAUCUAUGCUCACAUUUCUGCACUUCUUCUAUUUCUGAGACAGACAUUCUAUUUAAGUUAUCUUUUUCUCCUGUUCAUUUAUUUUUCUUUCUUCCUUGUGUGCUCGCCUUUUUCCUUUUCCUUUCCACUUUAAUUAUCUCUAGUUUGCCUUUUUUAAUUAUUCUUCUACCUUCCUAUCUAUUUUUCUUCUUCUCACUUUCCCUUUUUUUCUCCCUCCUCCUUUUUACUUUCUUCUUCCUAAUAGUUUCCUCCCCUUUACUCACUACUUUUAUCUUUCGUAUCUUUUCGUCAUUUUUUUCUUUUCCUUCUUUUUUCUACAUCUUCUCAUUCGUCUAUAUUUUUGCUCUCUCUCUUUCUCUUUUUUUUUCUAGCCACUCUUCUUGUCACCUCUUUUUAUCUUUUUCCUCCUCCUUUUUCUACUCUCUUCAUUUUGUCUUUAUAAUCUCAUCAGCCUUUUAUCUUUUUUUCAUUUAUCCCCCUCCUUGUCGUCUGCUAUCUUUUCCACUUUUCUUUCUGUUGCCAACCUUGUUCUGUUCUUUUUCUCAAUUUUCCGACUGUUUCUUAUUACCUCGCCCUCUUCAUUAUUCUCGCUUUCAUUUCUUUCUAUUUCCAUGUUUUUCUUUCUCAUCUCUUCUUUAUUACCUUUUCUCUGCAUUUGAACGACGCCUUUUUCCUCCUUCUUCACUUACACUCAGCAUCAUCAAAGCCUAUUCAUUACUAGCGUAUACCUCCGUCUCUCUUACUACCAUUUCCCCGUCAUUUGUAUCUUUUGACAAACCCCGUAUCACUACCCACCGCAACUAA